UUUGCAAGGCCCUACCCUGUUCAGAGCAAGGCACCGAAUGCCCAGGGUCCCGGUGUGUGGAAUUUCCCAGAGGCGGGCACAAACAUCCACGAGGGCAGCAGAUGAAAAACUCCUGCUCCAGAAGCUUGCACACUUCUCCGAGCAACCACCACUGCUGUCUGGGUGACCAGACUCCCGUGGACUGCCAGGGGGUUUCCCAGGUCGGCACUACCAUGAGGGUCCAGCUGGAAGGGCACGGCACAGCACGGCACGGCACGGCACAGCACGGAGCACCGGGGCAGUUCAAACAUUGCCUCGCAGCCCGGCACGGUGGGCGCUGCGAGGCCGGCUCUGGCGGCCACAGUGGCGGCUGCAGAACUGAGUGCUCCUGUCCGCAGAUCCCGGGGGAACGUGAUCCUAAAGUGAUGGCCGUUCUCGGGAGCCAUCGCCACUCGGGGAACAACAGAAUGUCAGGUCCUGACAUGUCUUCUCGAGAGAAAAAACACAGCUCCGUGUGGCCACGGCGUGGGAAAGGAGGCCGCUGCACCAUUUGGGAGCCCGCAGCUCUGGUGCCGUGCCCAGCCUCGGGCGAGCAGCUCGGAGAGGCUCACGGAGGCACAGCCGGGGCGCGGGGCCACGCUGGGAGCAGCUGGACAGGCCACGAAUUCCUGCCGGCGGCCGGCCCGGCGGGGCAUAGCAACGGGAGCCGGGGGAGGAACGGGAAGCAGCGGGAGCUGUGAGAAAGCGAGCGGCGCCGCGGGGCGAGGCGGGGGCUGGAGCGGAGGAGCGGAGGAGGAGGAGGCGGCAGGGGCGGCUCGGGCCCUCCCGCCGGGCACGGCUCCUCUCCGAACGCCACCCAAAGCCGCCGGUUUGCGGCCGCUGCGGUUCGUGCCAGCGUGCCCCGGGCUCGGCCCCUAGAGCCGCCGCGACACGCACGGCGCUGCCGCCAGCCCGCAGCGGGGCCGCGGGCGCUGCUGCCUCCCCCGCGCUGCCAGCCGCGGCACACACCGAUUGCCCCCCUCCAGCACUGGCUGCCCGCCCGUACAGCGCCGCUGCUUCGGCCGCGGCUGCGGAACGGCAUCGCUCCCCCGGCCUCGGGCGGCUUUGGAAGUGCUCUGGGCCCGGGGUGGCUCCGCCGCUCUGUGCAGCCGUGGCUGCUCCGCACAGGGUCCAGCUCCCGAGGGGAACCGGCCUUGGCGGGGGCAGGCAUUGCGCAGCCACUGGAUUUCAUGUCACAAAGGAUGUUUUACUGCACGGGUUUGUUCUUCUGCAUGAAGAAAACGUUAACCAAAAUACAGAGGAGACACAAUAGCUGUACAGAUACA
Pyrgilauda ruficollis (rufous-necked snowfinch) is the source of this 1304-nucleotide messenger RNA. RefSeq lists its product as uncharacterized. Bases 102 to 719 code for a protein of 205 amino acids. The record is from RefSeq and is a predicted model, not a curated record. The transcript is spliced from 2 exons. Lineage: Eukaryota; Metazoa; Chordata; Aves; Passeriformes; Passeridae.